CACUAGAACACUCGGCUCGCACGUAGAAAACAAAAAGUAGCAACUUUCUGCAAAGUAAAUAAGUGGAAAUACGGUUUUUGCCACGCAAUGAACAACGGACCGAACGAUGGUGCUUCCUUGCACCGUGGUCGUGGCGCCGCCCACCUGGACAGGGCCGCCACUGGCGUGGCAAUAAGCAUUGACAGCGACAACGAUGACAAUGAGUCAACGACAGCUGAGCAUGAUUACCUGCUGCCAGCGCCUACGCCGCCCUCGUCGCUAGUGACCUCGGCACAGCCAUUGAUGGGGCCAAGUGCAAGUACAACCAUUAAUUUGGAGCAAACCAAUCAGCAGCCGGCGCGCAGCAGCAGCGUCAGUGGCGGCCGUGCGAGUAGCAGCAAUAUACUGUCCACGCUCCUGGCCCGGCAACGAUCCUUUACGCCCGUCAGCAGCACACCUAUGCGCGUGACCUCGCAGGUGAACCGCCGUCUGCAGCAGUCGCGCAGCGUGGGCGCCAACAGCGGCAGCCUCGAGGAGCCACCAGCACAACCAGCAUCUAGCGCUGCAUCGCCGGCGAAUGUACGGCAGCUGGGCUUCUGGCGUGUCAACUUCAACGAAAUGUUCUCACUGUCCACGGCACCCUCAACCGAGGCGUUGCGUUCGUUCAUUGCACAUUCCAAUUUUCGCUAUCAGCAACCGACAACCGGCAAUGCCGUGCCGCCAACAAGCGCUCCCGUUCAAGGUGACAAUACGCAUAUUUUGCUAAACCAGAAUCAGCCGCCAAGCCAGAAUGAGCCGGAGGCCAGCACUAGCGCGUCCAUACCCACGCGCUCGAGCGCCUACAACAGCGCCGGCAUGGGCAGAAGCAUUUCGCUGCGCGAGGGGGAAAUGCAACAGGCGCGUCAUAGCCUAACAGGUCGCCACAAUGCCAGCGUGAUUGGCCUGACAACGCCGGCAACGGCGAGCAUCAAUCCACCUGCCUAUGAUGCCACGCUCUCCGAUCCGCUCGCUGCUGCUGAUGCCGCCUCCUCGGGCGCCAUCAAUGCAGCGACGUCGGAUGGCGCCGGCAGCCCCAGUGGCAACGGCAAUGGCAAUGCGGCGCACGAGAACAACGCAGACGAUGAUCACCUAAUAACGGACAUGGUGGUGCAAGUGCUUAGCCACUUCGUUCGCUAUUUGCCCAUCAUAUGCAUACUGCUGAUCAAGUUCGUGCACGACCACCUGCUGGGCAUCCUCGAUCUGCUGCUGCUGCAGACCAUCAUGUACAACAUUAAUCGUUCGGUGCGCAAUCAGGUCGCCCGUCUGGCGCAAAAGAACUAUGCGGUGCUGCURCGCGACAGCUGCACGUUGGUGGUGGUGGUUGGACUGCGUCUAUUCUUGGCCACAGCGCCACCAGAUCCUUUGGGCCUGCUGGUGCCGCCGCCCAGAAACUAUCAGAAUAUUGGCAUCUCCACUACGCACUACAACAUUGAGAGCAUCCACAGCAAUGGACUCGACGAUAGUCCAUCGACCACGUUCCAAUCGAGCGCCGAGACGCCAAAGAACUUGACCGACGAUGCAACAGCAUCGAAAGUCAUUCCGCUGGGCAUGUUGCUCUACUAUAUCGCCGUCAGCGACCUGCUGCUGAAGCUAAUCACCAUUCUCAUCAAGAUUCUUAUAACCAUGCUGCCCAUGCAUGUAAUCCGACUGAAAGUGCGCGCCCGUCUUUAUGUAUUGGUGGAAUACACAUCGCAGUUUUAUCGCGCAUUGGCCCCCAUCACACAAUGGUUCUUUUUCCUCUACGAGUCGUAUUCGGGACUGGAGGUUAUUUCGGGUGGCCUCUUCUCCUCCCUGUAUAUUGGGGCCAAGAUCUUUGAGCUGCUAGAACGUGGCAAAGCCCUCAAGAAAGCCGUCUCCACAUUUAGGCGCAAUAUUGACUCGGAGCGGCCGCCUACAAAGGACGAACUCGAUGCCGCUGGCUCUGUCUGUCCCAUUUGCCAUGACGUGUACACUGCACCAAUAAUACUGGAGUGCGGACAUAUAUUCUGUGAUGAGUGCGUCCAGACAUGGUUCAAACGCGAGCAAACCUGUCCAAUGUGUCGUGCCAAGGUCAGCGAUGAUCCUGCCUGGCAGGAUGGAGCCACAACGUUUUUCCAUCAGCUCUACUAAGUGCAGAACAAUUGAACUUUUUACCUAAUUAUUAUUCUGCUAUUCAUCUGU
Messenger RNA from Drosophila arizonae, 2178 nucleotides. RefSeq lists its product as uncharacterized. NCBI's taxonomy places the organism in Eukaryota, Metazoa, Arthropoda, Insecta, Diptera, Drosophilidae. Gene Ontology annotation, biological process: positive regulation of ERAD pathway. The record is from RefSeq and is a predicted model, not a curated record. Gene Ontology annotation, molecular function: ubiquitin protein ligase activity.